AUGAGGUACUAUGUCGGUGUAUGCCUGCCACUGUAUAUCGUCCACUCCGUAAGCAAAACAUGGGACUUAAUGGACACGGCUGUAGUCACCAUAUGCCUGACUAGCAUUGUGAUAGUCUACAUCACAGACACGCGGUUUCACACAUUUGUGAGCCGAAACGAGAGGCUGAAACAGUUUGGAAAGCCGUUGGUCCCAAAUCUUGAUGCAGGGUUGUCGUACUACUCUAGACACCAUAAUUAUUUUGGUGAGCAGUUAUGGUGGUGGGGUCUGGUUGUAUUUGCUUGGAACCUUGUGCGUAGCUGGGUCUUUAUUGGUGCACUGACUAACAACUUGUGCCUGCCUUAUGUGACCAUACUGGUUGAAAGAAAGAUGGUUAAACUUGAGUAUAGGUCUGAAUAA
This is a messenger RNA of Helianthus annuus (common sunflower), 399 nucleotides long. RefSeq lists its product as uncharacterized. The coding region runs from base 1 to 399 and encodes 132 amino acids. The transcript has a single exon. NCBI's taxonomy places the organism in Eukaryota, Viridiplantae, Streptophyta, Magnoliopsida, Asterales, Asteraceae. Gene Ontology annotation, cellular component: membrane. The record is from RefSeq and is a predicted model, not a curated record.